AUGGCCUGGCCUAGCAUCGUUGCUUUCGGCGAAGAUGAUUCUUCCUGGUGUCUCAAGCUCGACGAUCCAAUUGGGCGGUGGGCCAGCGCUUUCAGCGGUUCUAUUCCAGAAGAGCUGCAGAAGGUGCUCAAAGAGCCACCGGGCUGGAUUCACCAAGUCGCUUUGGGUCCGAAUGGGGAGUGGUUCCUCAGUUUCGCCGACGCAGACCGGUCGACCUUUUUCGGCAACACGUCCGAUUUAUUUGCUGCAGCGCUGCAGGCAGCACUAGACGCGGAGGGGAAGAUGCAGAUCUCAUGGGUUGCCUUCGGCCCGGGGCAUUCGUUUUUCGUUCAGCCAAUCAAGGGCCAGCCGAUGUGGCACGGCCUUCCGCAGAAAUUAGAGGAGCUGGUGGCGAAGUAUCCUUGGGACGUAAAGCAUCUGGCGCUGGGUCGCCCGAGUGGUUGGUGGAUCCUUUUCCACAGUGGUGCUUGGCAGUGGGACUUGCCAAAAAGACAUGAGCUUUCACGCUGGUUGAAGAGCUCAGAAGCUUACUACACGCUGAACCAGGUCUACUUCGGAAACAACGGCGAUUACUUCAUGGAAACAAGGAAUGGUGCCUAUUGGAAUGCCAAAGGUACCAUCAGCGAUACCUUGGCGUAUUACUGCAAGACGAGCUCGCGACAGAAAAAGGUCAGGUCAGCUCUUGCUGGCAGCUGGGCACUGCCUUGCACACAUGCAGAGCUCAUGACCAUCUUUACGAAGGUGUUUGGGGAGCACUACGAGGAUUGCUACUUCGAGCAAAUCUUGACAACGAUCAAGAGCAAGCUGCUUUUUGAUCCACAGUUCACUCGUGUGUACUCUUUCAGUCCUGCCUGCUAUGGUCAGCGAGGAGGACAUCCGUAUUUCAAGCCCUGCGGAUGGCGCAGGUGCUCCCUUGCAAUCGACAAUUUUGAAGAGUAUUCGGAUUGGUGCAUCGCAUAUCAUGGGACCAGUUGCCGGAACGUCGCAUCCAUCAUGCUCCGGGGACUUAGAAGGCCAGGUGAAGAAGGCGUUCAUGUUGCACACGGCCAGGCUUACAGCACUAGCGGCUGCACUAUUUAUGUCAGCCCAUCUAUUGAGUACGCUGCUUUUCCAGUCUAUGCAGAAUUUUUCCAUAUUCGUCAGCAUCAUUGGGCGCAGCUUGUUCUUGAGUGUCGCGUGCGUCCGAGCUCCUUUACAGUAAAGCCUGGAUCCUUGGGAGGCAAGUACUGGCCACCCCAUCUUCGCAUGGACCAAAACUUCGAAACGAAUUCUGAGCUAGAGUGGCUCGUUGACAGCCCGGAGGAUGUCGUGUUCACCGGGCUCAUGAUCCGUGAAUUCGGAGAAGGCGCGAACGAAGAGAUCUAUGGAAGCUUGGUGCGCCAAGUUACUUGGGGCAGCCAUGGGCCACAUUUUGAGUGGACGAAGGUCCGAGCAGCAGAGUACGAGCGACUGCAGCAUUGUGUGGGCCUGACGCUGGCGCUGUCCAGGCGAGCAGGGGCGCCACGGCCGCGGCCGGGCAUCAAGGCUACUGCUCAGGUGGCUGAGAAACUGAAGCAGGCUCUCGUGGUGCCAGUCGUCGCGAUGCAGGACGCCUCUGGCGCUCCAGCGCUAGCUGCCGCUCUCAUCGAGGGUGGGCUGACAGCCAUAGAGGUGGUCUUCCGGACGGCUGCUGCGGAGGAGGCGCUGAGGAGGAUGGCAGCAGCGGAGCCCACUGCCUUGGUCGGUGCCGGGACGGUCCUUUCCGUGGACCAGGCGAAAAGAGCGGUCAGUGCAGGUGCCCAGUUCAUCGUGUCUCCGGGACUGAACGCGGAGGUCGUGAACUGGUGCCUCGAAAUUGGCGUUGCUGUCAUUCCGGGCGUUGCAACUCCCACUGAGGUCGAGACAGCGCUGCGCCUGGGUCUCUCGGUGCUGAAGUUCUUUCCAGCAGAGGCCAAUGGAGGCGUGAAUGCCUUGAAGGCCAUCUCCGCCCCAUAUGGGCAGAUCACCUGGAUGCCCACAGGAGGCGUGUCGGAAGAGAACCUCGAGAAAUAUUUGAUGGUGCCGCAAGUGGCGUGCUGCGGUGGCUCCUGGAUGGUUCCACAGGAUGCCGUGGCCCAGGGCAACUGGCGGUACGUGAAGGAGCUGUCCCAGAGGGCGCGCCAGCUCGCACAGUCCAUCGCGCUGAAGAAGCGCGGCAAGACGAGGGCAGCAGAGAAGCAGAAAACCUUGCCCCUGCUCCCCCCCUUAGUGCAGCGCGUCGCGGUUCGAACCGCCGCCUCCGUGCCUUUCCAGCUGCCUAAGCUGCCUCGGACCUACUAUUGGGGCAACGAGGAGCCCAACACCGUUCAGGAGCGACGCCGCCAACUGCAGGAGUUCCUGCGGCAGCUCUUUUAUCAGCCAGAGAUUCUCUCCGAUGCGGAGGAGUCUUUGCUGCGGUUCCUUUGCAUGCCCAAGGCAGCCAAGGCCGCAAUCCGCUUCCUCGCGGCGCCUGAGAAAUCCAAGACGAAGUGGCUGCAGAGCCUCUACGAAACCACCUCCGAGCCAGAGGGCUUUCGCCCACUCCAGGAUCCCAAGGUGGAGUCGGUGCUCCUGGCCGUGCUGCAGGACACCGGCAUACAGAGGCCGAAGGAGACCAUCCUAGUGUCUGGAGCUUACACCGGCGGGAAACUCUAUUUUGUCGGGCUACAGGCAGCCCCGCGAGAGGUCCCGCCGGAGGAUGGGGGCGCGCAUGAUGCUGAUGACAACGGGGGCUUGCCGGCGGUGGAACAGGCCAUGGAGGAGGGAGACACGCGGCUCAUGGGGGCCAGAGUUGAUGAUGAAGUUCGAGAACCUGGCUAUGAUGCGGCAGAGCCGUUAGGGCAGCAGGGUGAGGCGCACGGAAGCCAGGGAAAUCACGGUGAGACCCAGGAGCCGUCACAGGUACCUGCGGUCUCAUCCUCUGAUCGGCAGCGACCUGUGCCUGCUGCUCUAACUGAGGGCGUGCGAGAAGCGGGAGAGACUGUGGCACCUCUUCAGAGUGAAGAACGAGCUGUCUCUGUGGAGCGACGAAGUGAAGAAGUGGGCCAAGUGGCGCGAAGCUUGGCCUUUAUGACCAAUCUGGUCACGACUUUGGUUGGCCGUAUGGAUCGUGUGGAACAGAAUCAGUCUCGAGGUGGAUCGAGCGCGUCGAUGAGGAGGACAACGGCAACGGAAGGGAGAAUGGAGACGCCCAUGGGAGGAACCCCCGAAGCUGGAAGUCUAGGAUAUGUGGACAUGGAGCGGCUGAACGCCCAGUUGGGGAUGAUGCAGCUGGCUGAGGGCGUCGCAGAGCCGUGGUACUCCUGGGGCGCUUUUGGGGCCUUUGGCUAUGCCUACGGGACCUUUGGUGCUGCAUGGGCACCCGGGGAUGAUUUCAGAGGUGUCAGCCUUGGCGCCGCCACCGGGAAUGCCGCAGGGAUCUUCACAAAUUAUGGUGCAGUUUCCGAGUACGACUCAGGGAUCUUCGCAAAGUGGUGUGCAGUUUCCGUGUAUGCAUCAGGGAUCCUCUCAGACAGCUAUGCCCCUUCCGUAUAUGCCUCAGGGAUCCUCUCAGACGGGUAUGCUUCCUCUGUAUAUGCCUCAGAGCUCUUCUCAGAUCAGUGCGCCGCUCCCGAGUAUGCCGCAGGGAUCUUCUCAGACCGCGGUGCAGUCUUUGCCUAUCCCUCAGGAAUCCUCGCAGGUGAGUAUGCAGCUUCCGACUAUGUCUCCGGAGGCUUUGACGUCGAGUGGGCCGCUGCCAAGUAUGCCUCAGGGAUCUCCUCCGACGGGAUUGCAGGGGUCAGGUUCGACGCAGCCUUUGACAAUGUCUCCGGAGGGCCCCGACUCAACCCAGCUAUGCCCAGGUCCUUCGUUUGGAUCGUCGGCGCGUCUCCAGGGGAUCUUCAGCUUUUGGCGAGGUUGUCUGCGCAGUUUGCGGAGUCGGGAUCUACAGUGGCUACUGCGGAAAGGAUGUUGCGGGAAAGUUCGAUGGCUUUGGAGGCGGGAAGGCUUUCGCAGACUGCGGUGGAGCAGGCUGUGAGGGAAGGAGGUGGGCCGCCAGUUUCGGCGGGAAUGACUUUGGAUGCUCCGGCUACAGGAUGGGUCCAUGUGAACGGGGCGUGGCUACCCUACUACAUGCUGCAAGGUCAGAUGGUGAUUCCUCAGGGAGCUGGAGGUCGAAGUGGCAAUGCGGGUAGUGGCGAGGGUGGAGUGAAUGGUUCGCUUCCAAAUGUCGGGAUCGGACCUUCGAUGUCGGCUCCGCCACCGCCUCCGCCUCCGCCCAGGUCUCCGUCUACUCCGGCUCGAAGGCCUCGUCAAGGGGAUAAUUCCACUCCUGGAGGCACUCCGGUUCCGCCUCCGCCUCCAACACCGGCGACUGUGGCGAGCCCUCCUGCGGUGUUUGCGGGGAGUUCGGAAGUGGAGGAGCCGAGCAAACUGGUGACGCGACUUCCGAUGUUGGCGGCGACUAAGGGCCAGGACGCUGCAGUGGUGGCUGGGGACUGGCUGGCGCAGCUGGAACCAAGCAUGUCGAGCCUGAGCAGUUCGGCGGCCUCGUGGUGGCAGGCCUUGAUGGAGAGGGUUAGAGUGCUCUACACGAGAUGGUUGGAGUCGACCCCCAUCCUGAGGCUCCAGAUCCGUCAGGAAGUGCUGGCGCAGAGACCACCCAUCGACAAGUACCAGAGAGUGGAGCAGCGAGCAUCUAUGUUGCUGCUGGACAGUUUGCCGGAGGACUUGCGGGCGGAAGUUGUGAGUGUGAGGGCGGUGACGGUGGAGGCGAUGAUUUUCUUGGUCCACUGCUCCUUCCAACCCGGCGGCUCGGCCGAGAAGGCGUACUUGCUCCAGUUCUUGACGGCGCCGGAGUCCGGAAACUCUGUGGACUCGGCCUUGUCCCUGGCCCGGAAGUGGGUGCGGCUUUUGAGGCGUGGCAAAGAGCUCCAGGUUGUGUUGCCAGACCCGAGUCUCCUUUGUCGUGGUUUGGACAAGCUUCAUGGGGGAGUUUUCGCGGGCAACAAACACCCUAGUGCGGCCUUUCGCAUAGCCAGCUUCAAAUUGGAACGUCAGUUGGACUACAAGGCGAUGGCUAAGGACGUUGAGGACUAUGCGCAGUUGAUCCUUGGGGACUCCCAGAAGUCACAGGCGGAAGCCCCGCCCGACAGCCAGGUCGAGGACCCAACGGCCGAAGGGAAGGUCGGCGAGCCGGACGAGACGGAGACAGCGAAGCCCAAAGCGAAGGCCAAAGGAAAGCCCAAAGCCCAGGCAAAAGAAAAGGCCAAAGGCAAGGGCGAACCCAAGGCCAAAGCCAAGGCCGAACCCAAGGCCAAAGGCAAGGCCGAACCCAAGACCAAAGCCAAGGGCAAAGCAAAGGCCAAAGCAACGGCGGUCGACACGGAGCAAGAAAAGGCUGCAGCAGCGGCAGAGCCGCCAGAGGAGACCGAGGUUCCAGAGGCCCCGACAGAGAAGAAACGGAAGGCCACGGAAAAGCCGGCUGAGGAGCCUGACAACAAGAAGCCCGAAAAGAAGAAGCCCAGCGAAGUGCUACGAGAGCGAGCCACGGCCCUCGUUGCGGAGCUUCCAGAGGACGUUCCGCCGGCCAAGGCUGCUGGUGAGGAGUUGCAGACCCGUGACAGGCGUAAGGCUUGGUUCUUCGAGAAGAGUUUGCCAACUUUGUCGUCGGAGCUGCAGAACUUCUUCCGGAGCAAAGACGCCGCGAAGACCAAGCUGAUCAACGACGUCGUCAAGCCCGGGGCGACGACCAAGUGGGAGAUCAACGAGAACCACCCCACAGUGCAGACCUUGACUUCUCACUACCGCUCCGUCUUGGGGAAGACGAAGCAGAAGUCUUACCCGAAGGCGAUUAUGGUGGGGAAGUGCGGAUCAGAAACGGCCUUUCUGAAAGCCCUCCGCGAGGGAGACGUCGUCGAGAUCACGGACAAGGGCCAGACCCAGUACAUGUACAGGCAGCUGGAGGUUCAGCACCGGACCGCCGUCGUCCAGAAGACCGGCCUGCAGCAGGCCGCCGCCUGUGACCAGGAGAGCAAGGACAAGUUGGAGGCCUUCUGCGACAACUUCGACCCAGAGUUUGAAGUGGUGCCGCCGAGCUCGAGCAGUGUCACCCCGGCGGCUUUCGCAGUGCCAGGAACCCCGCCGCCCCCUUUGGCCAUCCUUGACAGGCAGCCGGAGCCCGGCAUGCUUCCUGAGCUGGACAAGAAAUGCAUCGAGAAGAUCGAUCAGGCCUUGACUUGGCUGAUGCAGCUCAAGCAGGCGACAUAUCGGCUGAACAGCAGCACCUCGCAGACGUGGCAGAACCUGAAGCGCCAGUUGGACGAGAAGUGGGCUCAGCUGCUUCCCUUGCAGUCACAGCUUGAGACCUUCAAGCUUUCCAACAAGGGAAGCCUGGCUCAGCUGAAAUCUGUGCUGACGGGUGCAGCAACCAAGCUUCUGGAGACCCAGGAGCUGCUGAAAGGAGCCGGCAAGAAGCAAGCCUUUUCCUUUGAAGCUGCACUCCAUCCCCGUAGCCCUUUUCGGUUCAAGCCCCGGGGGAUGCGGGAUCAGCGGCCUCCGUGCAAGAGGCUGCUGGCGAGGACGGCUCCAUCUCCAGACCAGCUCCCCAAGAGGGAGGCUGCUGGCGAGGACAGCUCUCCAGACCAGCUCCCUGCGGGAGGCUGCUGGCGACGACGGCUCUCCAGACCAGCUUUCGGGGAGGCUGCUGGCGAAGGUACGAAAGGCCUUCUCCAGACCAGCUCCCUGGAAGGCUGCUGGCCGGCGGGUCCUUGGACACUGGUGGCUGCGAUGCCGGGGCCGCGGACCGAGGCUCGUAGCUCCUCUGGGGAGGAGUCCGAGAAGGACUGCCCGACCCGAGAAGAGGCGGAGGCUGCAAAGGCGGCUGCAAAAGCCUCGCCAGGGCCGCCGGAGAGGACGGAAAUAGCCGAAGGACUGCUGCAGAGCACGGCAGCAGAAGGGCCACCUGCCCCUGCGGAGGACGAAGAGGAAAAGCAAAAGAAGGAAAAGAGGAGGGCUGCCAGAAAGGAAAAAAAAAAGGCCGCCAAAGCUCGCGAGAAGGACUACGAGAAAAAAGUCAGAGACUUGAAGGACAGGGAGCAGGCUGUGAGGAAGAGGGAGCAGGAGCUCCGCGACCGUGCACGAACCCCAAGCCAGGAGAGCUCCAGCCGCCGCAGCGACAGCAGACGACGAUCUCGAGAUCCCCGCAAGCGGCCGGAGAGGCGAGCUGCUAGCCCCUCUCAGAGCAGCAGGGCCACUCCGAAGCCGGAGGUCCGCUUGACAGCCGCCGCCACCUGGUGCUGGUGCCCACGGGUUGGCGAACACAUGUGCCGCAAGUGGGUUCAGUCCCGAUGGGCCCUGGUUCAGCAUCUGAGAUCCAAGCACGGACUCUCAGAGGAAGCGUCCGUGCAAGAGGCUGAUGCGGCCUGGGAAAAGGAGCUCCAGCAAAUGGAGCGAUCCCGCUCUCCUCGCUCACCUCCAGAUCUGAGGAGGCCUGCUUCGCCAAAGGGGCUGCCACCACAGGAGCGGGCACGGCGGUCCCAGUCUGUGGAGUUCGUGGAGCCGCCCAAACCAAGCACGGCAGCUGCACCGAGCACGGCAGCUGCACCGAUGGCAGCUCAGGCCAAAGCCUCGGCACAGGGCUCGGCACUCGAGGUGCUGUCCGUCAUGUUCCGUGUGGCGGACCGGGUCUUGGAGAGGUGGCCUCCAGCCUCGGCCAUGCCCAUCAAGAGGCCGGCAGCAUCCGGCUCUGCAAAAACUCCAGCCUCGGCCGUGGCCAUGAAGAGGCCGGCGGCAUCCGAAUCUGAAAAGACGGCGAGCAAGAAGCCUGCGAAGGCUCCAGGCCCAGCGACUGCGAAGACAGCAGCCGAAGAGACACCGGAGAAGCGUGUCAAGUUUCGAAGGCUCGAAGCCAAAGAAAGCUUGUCACUGUCCCUGGAGUCGGAGAGACCAGCCGAGAAGACACCGGAAAAGUGGCAGGGGCUGCUAAGGCUCCGAGCGGACUUUUCGCCGGGGCUGAGAGUGGACUUCUCGCCGGCGGGCUCAGAUGCCACAACCAAGGAGGUCAGCGGUGAACGGCUGAGAAAAAGCAGCGGCACUGCCACACCCAGGGAUGCUGCUGCCAAGAAACCAUCCAGCCUGGCAGAGCACUUGUACAACCAGCAGUGUUGGGGUCAGCUGAGCUUGGCCCAAGUGAGGGACAUAGCGGUUCGGGCUUGCGACGACUUCGCAGCUGCCGGGGCCGCUCCGCCUCCAGACCUUCAGAUGCUGGGGCAGCUGGGGGAAAACAGAACAGAGACCCACAAUCUUUGGCGCGAUUUGCAGCGAAGGACGGUGAAACCCUUUCUUCAGCCUUGCUGGGAGAACAUCCCCCUGAGCAUGGGGGAGCGACAGCUGCCUUUCUUCAAGCCACAUUACAUCUUCGAGACCCUUAGAGAUCAGAGACCUCAAACCUUUGCGGCCUCUAUCUGUCCGGGAGAGGAGUCUGUGGCACGGUUUUGGCGGGAAUGCGGAGACCAUCCUGCCCUACGGCAGCACCCCGUCAGAGCCUUGCCUAACUUUGACAAGAGGGCAGUUCCCGUGGUCCUGCACGGCGACGGCGUGCCGAUCACGGCAAUAGGAGCUUCGCAGAAGAGCUGCUGCUUCAUCAGCUGGCGGUCUUUGCUCUGCCGCUGGACGGCGACCCGAAAGCAGCACUACCUGAUCUGUCCGGUGUGGUCUGAUCACCUGGCCAAGACGAGGCAACACAACACGGUCGAUGCCAUCUGGAAACAGAUCUGCGACUCCUUCGAUGGAAUGCUGGCAAGCGCUGCCAGACAUCGAAGCUACUUCGCAGUGCCUGUGUUCUGCACAGGCGACUUGGAGUGGUACAACCUCACCCACGGGUUACCAAGAUGGAACUCAUUGCGACCAUGCGGUUUGUGCAGCGUGCAGCGAAAGGAUAUGUUCCAAUUCCUUCGUGUCGACAACAUCGAGGAAGAUGCCUGGGUCAUCCCUCGGCAGCACUCGUGCCGACUGCUGAUCAGAACCCUGUCGCCCAAAUCGGUGGUGCCAGAUCUGAUGCAUACAAAACAUCUGGGUGUGGAUCAAAGGAUAUGUGGAUCCGUGAUUUGGCUUUUGGUCGCGGAGAUUCUACCGGGCAGCUUCGACGAUAAUAGGGCCUCUCUUCUGGCUCAGAUGAGAGCAUUCUGGUCCGGAACAUCCAUGCGGGGCAUUACGAACCUGACUCGCGGCAUGUUCCUUGGAGACAAGGAUGACCCCAUGUGCAAGAAAACGUUCCCCUGCCUCAAAGCCAAAGCAGCGGAGACCCAGGCUUGUGUGCAAGCCCUCGAAGCAAUCUGGACUGAGCAUAUGGAUGCCAGCAAGGAACUUCACGUCCUGGUGCAGCUGGUGCUUCAGUUCAGUGCUUUGAUCGAUCGCAAGCUACGUGAGGAAGCCGACAGCUGGCACCCAGGCCGCAAGACGUGCGAUGAGCUGGUGACUGCUGCAAUUAGCAUGCUACAGUGCAUGACCCGUCUCACCAAGGAGUACCUGAGGCAGCAGCGAUGCUUGUUCCAAUUAACGUUUAAGUCUCACUGGCUGGUCCAUGCUCUCCAGAUCGCAGCCUGGAUUUCACCAGUCCAUGUCUGGACAUACUCCGGCGAGGAUUAUAUGGGUCUGUGCCACGACAUUCUGCUUGCAGAGCGGGUCACUGUCUCCAAGCUGGAGACAGCGAUCGAGAAAGGUAUGGAAAACCUUCGGCAUCGAUCGUUGGAUCGAUGCCUCGCAGGCUUAGAUGAUAUGACAUGGAAGACUGCGUUGGCGACCCAUGUAGCACAGUUCUGCAGUCUAGAGCCCCUGCUGCAUCAGCUGUUGAAGGUGUGCCACAACGGUUUGCUGCCGAACUCGCUUCUGCUCAAGGCUUUGCAAGCGUGCCACAGCCGGAACAACUUCGAAGCAGUUCGACCAAGCCAUGCCCUAGGGGAACAAUGGUUGCAGAGUGCCCUGAGCUACUUCAUGCUCAGAUUGCGGAUGAUGACGGGGAAGCUGCGAGACCUUAUAGACAACGAGCAACUCAGGAAGAGCUUCUUCAGCAGAGCGAGCAAGCAUCAGCAGGAGUUGAUCUUGGGUCUGCUUCAGAUCAUUAAGCCCGAGCUGCAAGUGCAAGACUCGGAUGGUGCAGCCAAGCCGUGGACUGCAUGCGGGGCGAACGAGGACCCCCAGAUGCCGUCGGAGGAUGAGCGAGAGAUCGAGAAAAACUUUUUGGAGUUGCAGCGGCCCAGCAAAGCUGCUGACCACCUGGCUCUGGUCCCUGUGAAUGCACCCAGUGCUCCAAGUUCCAGCAGCACGCCUCUGGGGUCUGGGAGCUUCAUGCAGAAUGCAAGCAGACGGGCUUUGGAAGCUGCCUUUGCUACAAGCCCGGCCAAGCCCAUGUCAAAGGAGGAACGUCUUCAAGCCCUGCAGACCUCAACGGCUCCACUGAAAAGGCCCAGCAUGAAGCGUCCAGCUGCUGCCCUGGCUGCCGCACCUGCAGCCGAUGCCGAGCCUGCCGUCCCUGCUGCGGUGCCACGGGAAGGUGAGCCUGAGGACUUUUACAGGUGGGGCUGCUCCAAAUGCCGCAGUCUCGUGCACGGCUGCGGCCGCUGCAAAGAUUUCGCUGAUCGCGGUCACAAUCGUUAUGUCCGAACAGAGGGGGAGCUGGAAGCCGCGCUGCUCGCGCAGCCACUGCCCUCGCAGCCGAAGCUCAACCGGAUGGAGGAGACUGGGAAUGCCGAUGCGGGCAAAGGCAAGGCCAAGGGGGAAUGGCUCUUCAUCGACGGCUGCGGGAACGACGAGUUCUUCAACGGCGCCUUCUACAUCUCCGGCACCUCCGGCUGGAAAAGGGGACCAAGCGGUGGUGGAAAGGGCAACAAAGAUGCGAUCAGAAAGGCCGAGGAGGAUGGAGUCUCGACGGAGGGGGGAGCGACCAAUGCAGCUCCUCAGGCAUCGGCGACCUCGGCUGCUACGACGGCGGCCCCGUCGAGUGAUUCGGCAAGGGAGGAUUUCUUUGAGGAGGCGGCCAAGGCCCUGAAGUCUUUGAGGCUGGCCCGUGCUACGUUGGAUCGGGUGGCUAUGGUGGCGAAUGGGCCUCUCAGGGCACUUGUGGAUUCAGGUGCUACUACGUCAAUGAGAACGGCGAGGCAGCGCGAAACCCAGGGACUACCUACUCGAAAAGUGCUACUGGCUGAGGGUGAGGCGAACUUCUACCAACUUCCGGGCGGAACGCUGCUGACGGAAAGGAGGACCUCACCUAUCGUGGCGAUGAGCGACCUGAUGGAGAUCGGCUGCAGGGUGUCAUGGGACUCGGCCGAGGGCUGCUGCAUCACCCAUCCUGUUCGGGGAUCUCUGGGUGUCCAGGUUGUGAACGGCUGUCCAGAGGUGGAUGAGACUCUGGGAUUGGAGUUGAUUGAGGAGGCCGAGAUCAUCAAGAAUCGUCGUCGUGAGGCGGAGCUCAUGGUGAAUCGGCUGGUCUUGGAAUGCAGCCCGGAGCCAAAGCUGGACUGGGAUUUGGGAGCCAAGGCCGUGAAGGACUUGAAGAAUGGUGUUGGAAUUUCCUGGGCCUGGCUUCGUCGAGCGUUCCCUCAGGCUCCCGCGUGGCUGCUGUCGGCCAUUCCGGUGGUGGCCUCUAUGGAAGGCAGCAGGAUCCCUUGGAACCGCCGAGAGCGGAAGAAGUGGCGACAGGCCACUGCUGUGGCCGUGCAUCUGUUCUGCGGUAGAGACAGAGCGACCUGGAAAUCGUCAGCGGAGGCGGCUCACGUGGUGACUGUGGACCAGGCGGAGGAUGUCAUGGCGGAUGAUACCUACGCUGCCCUGCUGGAUUUGGCCCUUAGUGGAAAGGUGAAGAUGGUGUUUGGAGGACCGCCCCCGAGGACCUACUCGGCACUACGAUCCUCGUCUGCGGAAGGAGAGGGGGAACUGCGUCCUCUACGUUAUCGUGAUGGUGAUGGAAGGUGGGGUCGGGCAGACCUCAGUGAAUGGGAGGCAUGGCGAGUGAGACAAGACACCAUCAUGACCUUCAGGAUGAUCUUCUUGUGGAUGGUGGCCACUGCGGUGGCCCGUGGCAAUGGGUGUCAGGAUCCAGAUUUUCUGAUGGAGCAUCCGGAGGACCCCCAGGAGUUUCUGCCGAAGAAGGGUCUAGCGUCGUUGUGGGCUUUUCCUGAGGUUCAGUUCCUGAAGAAGGAGAUGAAGUGGUGGUGGUGGGCCUUUGAUCAAGGUCCUCUCGGGCAUCCUCGCAGGAAGCCUACCCGGGUGUUGUCCUCUCAGCCUUGUCCGAAGGCGCUGCAGGAUGUACGCGGGCCCUCAGUUGUUUCGGAGGAGGAACGAGAUGCGGAUGGUGAAGGCUUCCGAGCGGCUCGGUGGGCGGCGUGGAGUCCGGGCCUGAAGCGUGCUGUGCAGCGCGCUGUCGAGGAGAGUUUGGCGGGAGCGACCUUGGAGUCCAUCUGCAAGCUGGACGGCGCCUUUCUGGAGCACUUGCAGCGGGACCACACGCCGUUCAGGCGUGACUGUCGUGCCUGUCUAGCUGGACACUUUCGAGGGCAUGCCCAUCGCCGCAUUGUUGCUCCGGACGCCUGGACCCUCAGUCUGGACUUGAUCGGGCCAACUCGCCAGGGCUCGGAUGAGUACGUCCGCAAGAUCCGCUAUGGGCUUAUCGGCACCCUGGUUGUUCCGGAUACUUUGGGAAAGAUCCUUCAGCCUCCUGAUCCGGAUGGUGAUGAUGAGGGCAAGGGCGUGGGUCUAGUGGAGGAUCCGAUUUGUGAUGAAGACCACCCCGACCCUGCGGAAGCAGAGGCCUCCGGAGCGGAGGCGGAGCGCAGUGAUCGGGAGAUGGAGAGGUGGAAAGCCAGAGUUGAAAAGGACAAGCUUGAGAAUGUGACCUGUGUGGAAGUCCCCUUCUUUGUGCCUCUGGCCAGCAAAGGUGCUGCGGAGGUGCUAGCGGCCACCAAGGACGUGCUGGUGCAGGUGAAGAAGCUCGGGCUCUCUGUCCAGAGGAUUCACACGGACCGCGGCCGGGAGUUCAUCAACAAAGGCUUUCGAGCUCUAUGUCGGGAUCGCAAUUUGGUGCGGACUACGACGGUUGGAGAUGACUUCAAGGCCAAUGGUCGGGUGGAGGCUUUGGUUGGCAGGGCUAAGUGCGCGGUUCGGACCUACUUAGCCAGCUCCGGUUUAGGAGCAGAGAUGUGGGCUUUUGCGAUGCGGCACUACACCUCCCGGAUCCAGCAGCAGGUGGCCACUCAGCUUGGUGCUCGUCUACCCCGGUUACCACCGUUUGGAACGCGGGUCUUCGUCAAGAGGAGGUCCUGGAACCUUAAGAAGGAGGAGUUUUCGGAGAAGGUGGUGGCGGCGAGGGUUCUGUGUCCUUCGCUGGAUGUGGCGCGGGGUUUCCUGGUGAAGACCGAUGACGGCGCCUACGUGACUACCAUGGUGGCGGUCGAGAACGUGAAGGAGGUCUCGGGAGAGUUCGAGGUUGAUGCUCCGCCCUCUGCUACUGGAGAGCCCGGAGUUCGACGCAGGAUGCGAGAAAAGACCCCCGCGAUUGCAAAGCUACGCUGCAAUGAUCAAUGGGAGGAGCACCUCAUCCAGGACGAGGAGCUCGCGGAAACCUUCCUGGACACCAAGGACUUUUCGGCUGAUGCUAUGGACCAGCUACUGGACGGUCUUUGGCUAAGUGAAGAGACGGUACCCAACCGCCGAGGAGAAACCUUCAGCCGCAGCUCCCGGAUUACCUCCCAUGUGGCUGGCAUGUUUCGGCAUGGUGGAGUAGUUGGGGCGACCAAUCUGGUUCGGCAUCGGCCCGCGCAAGUGAAGUUCCUAGUGGAGUUUGUCAAGGCGCAGCUCCCUCCGGGAACUACCUUCACUUCCCUAGCAGUCAACUUCAACAUGCCAUCGCAAUGUCACAAGGACAGCAACAACAAGCCGGGGGAGAAAGCGUACUUGAUGGGCUUUGGCAACUAUGUGGGAGGUGGUUUGUGGUGCCAUGACGAGACUGCCGAGUCGGAUGUGCGCUGGAAAAAGGUGGACGCUUGCUGGCUACCGGGCAAGGUUCACCCAACCUACCAUCAGCUCGUCACCUUCGACCCCCGACGGCUUCAUCAACCUCAGUCUUGGGAAGGUAAUCGCUAUGUCAUCAGUGCGUAUACUGUGGGCUGUGACUGCAACUGCUCUUCAGCGGAUCGUGAUCUACUACAAGCUUUGGGUUUUCCACUACCACCGGCCAUGGUUCAGCCGCGGGCUGAAGGAGGAGGAGCUCGGUGUUGUUGUGGGGCGAUGAAAAGUUUGCGUCGUUCCAAGGGUGCCCUUCGGAAGUUUUGUGGUGCUUUUGACGGAGCUGGAAGAUGCAGUCCAGGUUCGGGGGAGGAUCAGUUUCUGGAACCCCAUCAAGUCGGUGGAGACAGUCAGGGUCUGGAGGAGGAUCAGAUAUUGGAACUCCCUCAAGUCGAUGGAGACAGUCAGGGUGCGGGGGAGGAUCAGAUGUUGGAACCUUCUCAAGUUGGCGGAGGCGGGCUAUGCGAGUCGGCCUGUCUGUGCAAAGGCUACGAGGUGGAUCCGUCGCUGUGUACCUGCCGGGUGUCUCAGGUGAAGUCGCGGUUGGAGCCCCAGGUGUUCUACAUUGGUGGAGAUGAUGAGGCGCUGGAGUCGGAAGAGGCUGUGCUUGGGAACCAGGAUGUGGGCGGCUUCGGUGACGGCGCAUGGUUGAAUGAGGCCUGGGGGGCCUAUGGUCCGCCCGAAGUUCCGAAGCUCAAGGCGAUCAAUGACCAGGACGAGGCCUCGUACAUGCUCCUUGGUUCUGAGGUUCCGUUGGAGGUGGGAUGGGAUCUUUUUGACACCUACCUUGACGAUCUCCGUCUUGCGCUGAUCCAGGAGGAGUACCUGGAUGGGGACGAGCUUCUACGAAAAGGCGGAGAAGGAGAAGACGGUGCUGGCUCACUGUCCAGGUGGGUUCAAGGUCGUGCCGAUUUGGAAGGCACCAUGGAGGAGUUUUCGUCUUUGGAAACGGAGCAGUCAGAGUGUGCAGUGAAGAAAGUCGAGGUGGCGGAGGAAAAAGAGCUGGAAAUGCCUUUGCACACGAAGACCAUUCCCAAUGACGUGGUCCGGAAGGAGAUCGGCAAGUGGGUUCCAAGCAUGGUUUCGGAGUACGAAUCUCUGGUCCGGGAGAAUGACGCGGUGGAGCCUUUCGAUGAGAAGCUCCUGGACCAGUGGCGCCGGGAAGGACGUGAGUUUGAUUUGGUUCCCGGGAAAACCGUGCACACCGUGAAGGCUUUCACGGGCCGUUUGAAGACGAGGGCGGUGAUUUGCGGCAACUUCCUGGGGCAGAACUUCUCGAAGGACCAGAAGUAUGCUGCUGGUGCAGAUGGAGUUUUGACCCGCAUCCUCUUCCGGAUGAUCGCUCUCGUGAUGUGGAGUGUCUGUGUCAUGGAUGUACGAACGGCCUUUUUACUAGCUCCUCUCCUGUUUCAAGAAGAUCGACCCACCUUGGUCCAGGUGCCGAAGAUGUUUCUUCUUGGAAACGUGUGCCAAGAGCGGAUUUGGAGGGUCAAACGGGCCUUGUAUGGUUUGGUUACUUCUCCGAGGUCAUGGGAGGUGUACCGCAACCGCACGCUGGCGGAGAUGAAAGGCACCGUCCCGGAAGGACCGGUCAAAUUGAUCCAGUCGGAGAUCGAUGGAAGCCUGUGGUAUAUUCAGGUUGGAGCUCGUCGUGCCGGGGCCCUCAUCUGCUAUGUGGACGACCUCCUGAUCGCGGGCGAGAAGAUCGUUGCUCAGGAGGUUGCGAGGAUGAUUGGAAGCACUUGGAAGUGCACUGAGCCCCAAUGGGAUGAUGUCACCUUCAACGGCUUUGAGAUCCAGAGCACAGAGGAUGGUCUGGUAUUGAGGCAGGACUCCUAUACGAAGGACCUUUUGGACCGCUACAAGGACCUGCCCGGCUAUGAGGAGGUGCCAGCCCCGAUGCAGCUCUGCACUGAAGACUUCGAGCUUAAGGACGGCGAGGUCGCGGCGGACUUCGUUCAUACGGCACAGGUGAUGGCGGGGGAACUACAAUGGUUGGCGGGACGAUGCCGGCCGGAAAUCCUCUAUGCGGUGAAUCUGUUAUCGCAGACCAUAAGCCGACGACCAAAAGAGGCGGUGUACCGCGGAGGCCACCUGAUCAAGUACCUCAAGCGCUUCCCCAAGGCUGGGCUUCUGUACACCCGACGGCCUCAAGUGACGCCAGAUGGUCAGGUGUCGGCGGCCAAUGCGGUCAUUGAAGGCUACUGUGACGCCAGCUUUGCCCCGAGUGCGGAGAGAAGCCAGCAAGCUGUGAUGGUCUUUGUGGCUGGCGGGCUCAUUGCCUGGUCCAGCCAUCGCCAGGCCUUUGUGACUAUGUCGACGGCGGAGAGCGAGUUGGUGGCCAUUUGCGAGCUAGCUACUUGUGUGAAGUCAGUAGAGCAUUUGGUUGCUGAGAUCAUGCUUGACUCGAGUGCCCGGAUCAAUGAGGUGAUCAAGGUGAUGUAUUCGGAUAGCCAGUCGGCCCUAGCGGUGUGCCGAUGUGCGGCAGGCUCGUGGAGGACAAGGCACUUGAGGAUCCGUGGCAACAUGAUCAGAGAGCUGCUUGAGCUCCCCAACUGGUGCGCCUACCAUGUCGACGGCAAGGUGAUGUUGGCGGACCUGGGAACGAAGGCCUUGGCUGCGGAUCGCUUCAACAUGCUUGUUGAUAGGAUGAGGGUGGUGCGCACACGCUCCACCGCUUCUACCAAGAGUUUGACCGCUGGCCAGGCAAAGAAGUUGAUGAUGGUGCUAUGCUUGGCUGCUAUGGUGGAGCAUGGAGAGGCUGCCGAGAUCGACCCCCGGGAGCCUUUCGACUACCGGUUCGUUGGGUUGUGCAUGCUGGCCGUGAUUGCGAUUUGGGAGUGCGUGAAGGGCGCGUUCAGCACGAUGCUUGGCUACUACCGAGGCGGCAUACGACGCCUGAGAAGCGAGGUCGACCCGAGACUGGAUUACCGCCGGAGCGGCCUGCGGAGAACACAGGAAGAGACCUCGCUGAGUAGGUCCUCGGAUCCUGAUUCAGGCACCGAGGAUCGACAGGAGGUAACCUCACCGGUGAUUUCCCAGGCUGCUGCUUCUUCUACCUUGCGGAAUCGCAGUCGGGUCACUGGGGAACGUCGUCCACCAACGCCUCCGAUUCCUACGGUGACCAUGCAAGCUCCAGAGCCUCGCAUCGUGACUAGGCCAGCCGAGACAGCAUACAGCUUUCCGGACCCCUCCGGAAAGCGCGAUCGCUGGGAAUGGGACGAAGCGAAUGGCGUAGUGAUUCGCUGGCACGCCGCCGCUCGGAUGCAGCUUUUCGUGCCAGGCCAGACCGCUGGAGGCCCUAUCCAAUCACAACUUACAGGAGAGAGGCAGACCUUUGCGAAGUUUGCCAAUGGAGAGACGCGUGUCGUGGCAGACAACUACAAGGAGUUGCACAAGCCUGCGCAAACACUAGCGGAUCGUGAGUGGAGGGGGCGCACGGAGCUGCGCCUAGUCCCAGCACAAGGACGAAUGAAUGUCAAGCCUUGA
Messenger RNA from Symbiodinium sp. CCMP2592, 17523 nucleotides. The record is from the annotation of a GenBank genome assembly. Lineage: Eukaryota; Dinophyceae; Suessiales; Symbiodiniaceae.